AUGCUAUCGUUCGCUAUCCUUCCAGGACUGACUGGACUAGUCACCAUAAACGCAAAUGGAUCACGUAUUCCGCUGUUUUCGGUCUACGUCCUUGACGCCAACUUCAAUCAAGUCACUGCUAUCAACUUCACGAUUACCGAUGGAGUACCCGUAAUGACGAAAGGCUACACAAAUGAAGCAGCAACUCUUUGGGGAACUCGAGGUGGCCAUCGACCGCUCGUUCGUCCGAAAUGUGGCUUCACGGGACUCGAUUGUCCUAGGCCAUUCUGGGAGCAGUACGGCAUUUAUGUCAUGGUCGGAGCAGGGCUGAUAGCAAUUUUACUGAUUGUAUUUGUGAUACUAAUUUUUUACGCGCGAGAACUUCAACAGGAAAGCAAACGAUCACUGCAGUCGGGUCCAUCAACGAUGACAGCAGAUUCGAAACUUACAGAAUCGAACUUUGGCGAAUACGAGAUCUGUUUUCUUGAAAAUAAUGCUGUUUUGACUAAAACAUAUCCAGCAGUGGGAUUGACCGAUAAUGACAAGUCUAUAUUUCCGCAGAUGAGGAAAUUGGAUCAUGAUAAUGUCAAUCGAUUUAUUGGGCUUUCGAUUGAUGGCUCCGAAUAUAUAGCUAUUUGGCGGAUGUGUUCCAGGGGUACUCUACAGGACCUUAUCUCGAAAGGCUCAUUGUGGUUUGAUCCGUUUUUCAUGCUGUGUAUAAUGAGGGAUAUAGCAGAGGCAUCGCGCCAAGAUGCCCUACAUAUUACCGUUAUAGGGUAUUCGAUUCCUACAAAACUCGAUUAUUGGUUGUCACGGUCGUCUCUCUUCAAACUGUUGUUUGGUCUAUUAUGGCUAGCUCCUGAACAUCUGCGAUCUCCGGAGACCUCGGUGAAAAAGUCCAAGGAGGGUGACAUAUAUUCUUUUGCUAUUAUCGCCUCUGAGGUCGUAACGCGGAAAGCGGCAUGGAACUUGAAUGAACGAAAAGAACGAAUUGAUGAACUGCUUUAUAUGUUGAAAAAGGGAGGACCUGCACCACCUCGACCAGAGCUCAACGUUGACGGCGACAUCAAUGUGGCGGUGCUUCACCUUAUACGCGACUGCUGGAACGAAAGACCGACGGACCGCCCAAACUGUGAAACUUUGUGCAAUAUGUUAAAGACGAUGAUGCCGGACAAGAAGUCCAAUUUGAUGGAUCAUAUGUUCAACAUGUUGGAAGACUACACCACUACACUUGAAUUGGAUGUCGAAGAACGAACAAAGCAGUUGCAUGAGGAAAAGAAGAAGGCUGACAUUCUUUUGGGAAAGAUGCUGCCUAGGCAAGUGGCUGAUCGCUUGAAACUAGGACAAGCAGUGGAACCAGAGAGUUUCGAUAGCGUCACAGUGUUUUUUUCCGAUGUGGUCAAGUUUACUCAACUGGCUGCUAAAUGCACAGCUUUUCAAGUUGUGAAUCUUCUCAACGAUCUCUACAACGGAUUCGACUCAAUCAUUGAGGAGCACUCUGUAUACAAGGUAGAAUCGAUUGGUGAUGGAUAUUUGUGCGUCUCUGGGCUUCCGGUGAGAAAUGGUUCAACCCAUAUCAAGGAGAUAGCUGAGCUGUCGUUGUCUUUCAUGAAAUUUGUGGAUGAGUUUAGAAUAGCUGCUCUUCCGAAAGAGAGAGUUCAACUUCGAAUUGGGCUGAACUCAGGCCCUUGUGUCGCCGGUGUCGUUGGAUUAAGUAUGCCUCGUUACUGCCUAUUUGGGGACACUGUGAACACCUCAUCACGAAUGGAAAGCAAUGGCAAAGCUGGUCACAUUCAUAUGUCUAAGGAAGCGCACGACUUGCUUAUCAACGAAUACACAGCAGAUUAUGAGACACAGUCAAGAGGAGAAGUAAUUAUAAAGGGUAAGGGCGUGAUGGAAACGUUCUGGUUGAUUGGCCGUCGCGCUGCUACCUCUGCCAGACCGCCAUCUGAAGUGUAUGUGAAGCAAAAUACCGAUGAGAAAUCAGAGCAGCGUAAAGACGACCCAACCGUCCUGGCAGAGCUGAGUACUUCAGAUAAGACGCCACCGUCGACUCCGAGCACCGUUUCGUCGAAUACAAUGUACAAAGAAUAUUUGCGUAGUAACACUGUUGAAGUCUCCUAG
Messenger RNA from Haemonchus placei, 2103 nucleotides. NCBI's taxonomy places the organism in Eukaryota, Metazoa, Nematoda, Chromadorea, Rhabditida, Trichostrongylidae. The record is from the annotation of a GenBank genome assembly.